AUGUCUGGUCAUCUGAAUAUGUCAAUUGAUUCAGGUAGAGAGACAUCUGAAGAUCCAUCAGAUGUAAUUUCACCUCCUAAAUCAUCUAUACCGCUUCCUUCUUCUGCUUCUGCUUCUUCAAGUCCCCAGUCACGCUCACAUUCACGACAGACAAUAACGAAUUCCACAUCAAAGUCGGACAAAGCUGUACCAUCAAGAUCAAGAUCUAGAAUCGAUUCUGUCUUGAUACCCAGAAGGAGCUCAACGUGCUCAAGAUCCACCUCAAUGUCAAGAUCUACUUCUCCCGCAAAAAGGAAGAAUGAGAAAGGGAGAGGAGCAAAAUCGACUUCUCCAGAAAAGCAAACGAGGAAACUCGUACUCGCAUCAGGAACAGUGUCCGAAACGAGUCAUGGAGAUGGUGAGGACCAAGGAGACGGACUUGCAUCCGGUGUACGGAGGAAGAAAAGGAGGAUACACAGCGGAGUUGAAGAAUUGGAUGUCGAAGUGGAAAAAGGGUUGGACCAUGACAAUGCAGAGGCUCUCGGCGAGCAAGAUCGAUCUAAAGUCUUGUCCGAAGAGGCAAGUAGUUCCGUGCAUGACGGCGAGGAAUUCUCAAGACCUACAAACGAUCAAACAAUACCAGAGGAGGAUAGAUCACAAGUUAUCGUUGAUCACACAUCAGCUGAAAUGAUCCAGACCACUGCACCCGGUGGUCACGAUGGAACAGAUGGAAAGGAAGAUCUGAACCAGAAAGUAAUACAAGAAAUUGGAGAAGAUCCGCCGGAUAUCAGUGUACAAGUGAAUGACGAAGACACACUCAUCGAAAAAGCAACACUUAAUCAAAACGAAGCUCAGUGUCCUUCGGACGAAUUCUCUCUUCCCACAACCAUAGAAAAGGACUUACCGAUGGAGGAUGCAACAGUUGCUAGUCCUGGAUCUGAAUCUAUUCAACCUAAUAUUUUACCUUCAGCUACUGUCGGGCCUAUCAACGCUGCUGCUAAUUCUACCGAGUUGCCUGUUGAAUCAACGACAUCCCUUGAAGGAGUAAACAAAAUGCAAGACGAAGAUGAACCAAUCUCUCCUGCUCAAGUCUCGGCUAAAGAUGAGAUUGUGGUCGAGCGACAACCGGCUUCUAAGGAUCAGACACACCCAAUUGCACACAUAGAGGGGCAACCCGUCACACCACCGCUCUUUCCCAUAGGAGUUUCAACAGAAGAGGACACAAAGGAGAGUAUUUCAUCACAAGACAAUGCAGGAAGGCCGACAGAGACUGAAAUUGAUCGAAUGAAUAAUUUCGGGGACGCAGCUGUAUCUGCAGAUCAGGCAGAGAUUGUAACGGACCAUCACGCAUCUGAUGCCCCGACCGAGGAGCGAAUCAAUAUCGAUGAGCACUUCAUUGUGGAGAGUAAAGAUACUGUGAAGAACGCCAACGAGGAAGAAGAACGAGAAGGAGGCGAGAGUGAAGGUGAAAUGGAAUUGGAUCCGUCAAUGCAUUAUGAACUCCCUCUACCGCACGAAGAUGAACAAUCAAGUGUUGAUACAGGUCAAACGCCUACGGCUACUCCUGCACCUUCGUCCCCUACAAAAUCGAUUUCUUCCACUUCUAAACCUACCAAAAAACCUGCUCCCGCGAAUAAGAAAAAAGGUCCUGCCGGUAAUACGAAGAAAACCUCUACGCCUACUUCUAGCAGUAAUCUUCCCAAGAAAGGUGGAAAAGGUAAAGGCAAAACAAAGGUGGAGGAAUUAAAAGCUGAUUCAAAAGCUAGAUCAACAACUAUCUUUGAUGGAGCAUCCUCAUCACCUCAAACACCGAGUAGAUCAACAUCAUAUAUGAAUUCGCCAAAUCCAUCUCCAGAUAAGAACGCAGUGUAUUGCGUUUGUAGAAAACCCUAUAAUGAAGAAGACGAUGAGGUCUUGAUGGUCGGCUGUGAGAGUUGUGAUAAUUGGUUUCAUCCUCCUUGUGUCGGUUUGAGUGAAAGUAUGGUAGAAGCUUUAGAUGUCUAUAUCUGUAAAAGCUGUGAACGGAGUACACACCAAAGGACCAUUUAUAAGCAAUUGUGUAAAAGAGAAGGAUGUACAAAAUCCGUUGCUGGCACAUCUUCAAAGUUUUGCUCCCCUUCAUGCGCUUACCAACAUUCACAAUCAUUACUCUCUUCUUUGACAAACAAGAACACCUUGAAACAACUUGCUAAAACGUUCGUUUCUUACCCUGCACCAGAACUAGGAGUUCACGUAACUCAACAUCGCGAAACACCUAUUCCAACCACCAAAAACCCACGACAAGUCAAUGAAGACCGAUUGAUGCAGUUAGAAGCCCAAAUGGAAGAAGUGGAAAAGGCAAUGACGGUGUUGAGGAAGCGUCAAGAUAUCCUAAAGCUAGCUGUAGAGAAAUGUGAAGAUUUACCUUCUAUAACGGCUGUAGUGGAGGAAGAGGAAGUCGAACAGAAAAAAGGAAAGAGAAAGAAAGGUUCUGGCGCAGGUGGAGGGGCUGGAGGAUCGAAAGACGAUAGGCCUUGUGGAUGGGAUAAAUUGUUGAUUCUAGAUGAUGGCGAACUGACUAGGCUUGCUGGCGUUCAACAAGAAGAAGAGGGAAGGCUCUGUAUGAGAGGUAGAAGGAGAUGUGAUAGACAUCAAGGAUGGCAGAAGACCAUAGCUGCUCAAUUGAAGGGCGAACAGACCAGUCUAGAACGAAUGCAGAAACGUCUGAAUGGAUUUAUUGAAGAUCUGAAAUCCUCCAUUGAGAUAAAAUCAUUUUCGGAUGACAUCCGGAAUGGAUUUUUAGAGAAAAAAGGUACUUUAAAAGGUUAA
Molecule: messenger RNA, 2787 nt
Organism: Kwoniella shivajii
Lineage: Eukaryota; Fungi; Basidiomycota; Tremellomycetes; Tremellales; Cryptococcaceae
Exons: 8
Coding region: 1-2787 (928 amino acids)
Cellular component (GO): Set1C/COMPASS complex
Source: RefSeq, a predicted model, not a curated record